GAUCUCCUUCUUCGUCACUACUUCCCCAUUUAUCAUCAAAUCUAGAGAGAGAGAGAGAGGGAGGGAGGGAGGGAGGGAGAGAGAGCUCCGAUUAGUUUUUGUCUCGUGUCAACGUCGCGGAACCGAUCACGGGUCCCACUUGAUUAGUCCGCUCACCGACGGCGAUGUCGAUUCCUCUCUGCACCUGACAUGAAUCUCUCCCUUUCCUCGGCGUCCUCUCUCUCGUCUUCCGCAGCCACGGCGACGUCACCUUCGGGCAAAACUUCGACGGCAACGACGAGUACUUCCUGGUUCUCCGGCAUUGUACGCGGCCGAGCUGACAGGUCCGGCAGCAUCAAGAUGUCCGGCGGCUCAGGCUUCGCCGACUCCGCCGGCCCUAUCAAGGGCAAGAACCAGUUCCGUGGCCUGCUCUUCAAGUACGGGCCCAAAUCUGUCCAGGUUGCAUUUAAAACAGGUGACUACAAGCAGCAAGUCAUCUUUAUUGGUGGGCUCACCGAUGGUUUUCUGGCAACUGAAUACUUGGAACCUCUUGCGAUUGCUUUGGAUAAAGAGAAGUGGUCACUCGUUCAAGUGCUGCUCUCGUCUUCAUACACUGGAUAUGGGACCUCCAGCUUGCAACAAGAUGCUGCAGAAAUUGAUCAGCUAAUCAGCUAUUUGAUCAACAAAGAAGAUUCUGAAGGUGUGGUACUACUUGGGCAUAGCACAGGUUGUCAGGAUAUUGUGCAUUACCUGCGUACCAAUGCUGCAUGUUCACGAGCAGUCCGCGCUGCAAUUUUGCAGGCUCCGGUGAGUGAUAGAGAAUACAGAGCUACACUUCCCGAAACUGCUACUUUGAUAGACUUAGCUUCCGCCAUGAUCAAAGAAGGGCGGGGAUCAGAAUUUAUGCCGAGGGAAGCGGAUCCAACAGCACCAAUCACUGCAAAUAGGUACCACUCCCUUUGUGCAUAUAUGGGUGAUGAUGACUUGUUCAGUUCUGAUCUUAGUGAUGACCAGUUGAGAAUGAGACUGGGCCACAUGUCCAACACACCUUGCCAGGUUAUUUUCUCCAUGGCAGAUGAGUAUGUGCCUGAGUAUGUCGAUAAGAAAGCUCUAGUUGAGAGGUUGUGCCGAGCGAUGGGCGGGGCGGAGAAAGUCGAGAUAGAGCACGGGAAUCAUUCCCUGUCGAACAGGGUUCAUGAAGCUGUGCAGGCAAUGGUUGAUUUUGUCAAGAGAGAGGGGCCCAGCGGUUGGGAUGAUCCUUGGAACUAAUUGAUGAUAUCAGCGUUCCGUUCCAAAAUUUUUUAAUCUUGCUAGAGAUAUGUUUCGAUAUGAGUCUUUGCAAAAUUGCUCAUCGGUUUUAUUGCAAAUAUUAGAGAUGAUCUUAUCUCAUUAACAUUUGUUCGAGAUUUUGACGUUGCGGGCUGUUGUCAAAGUAAUAGCUUAUGACAUUUGUUUCUGUUUUUAUCUUCUUCGGUUUGUGAGGGAUUCGGUUUUGUGGUGAAUUUGGAGUUCGUGGUGAUUGUAUCGGCUAUAAACGGAACAAAAAGCAUGUACUCA
Messenger RNA from Punica granatum (pomegranate), 1536 nucleotides. Lineage: Eukaryota; Viridiplantae; Streptophyta; Magnoliopsida; Myrtales; Lythraceae. The record is from RefSeq and is a predicted model, not a curated record.